AUGCGGGGGGCGGUGAGCCGCGCGCCCGAGUCAUUUCCAGUAAGUUCUCCCGCCCAGGCCCGGCCCCGCCCCGCGUGUCAGUCCACCGCGGGGCCGGCGCUGCAGGACGCCCACUCCGCACUGCCCGGCAAGAUGUGGCGGCUGCUCCUCUGGGCGCUGCUCCAGGCCCGCGCUGCGCAGGGCUCUGUGCUGGUGGCCCGGCAGCUGCCCCAGCGGCUGACGUCCCCCGGGUACCCCGCGCCGUACCCCCGGGGCUGGGACAGCACCACGGACCUGCAGGCCCCGCCGGGCUGGGCCGUGAGACUCACCUUCCAGGACUUCGACGUGGCGCCGUCGCCGGGCUGUGCGGGGGGACUCGUCACAAUUGCCACAGGUGGGACGGAGCCCCUCUGGUUCUGUGGACGACCCGGCUGCCCACUGGCACCCCCGGGGCAGAGGGCGUUUGUGUCCUUGGGGCGCACCCUACGGCUGACCUUCCGCGCGCCUGCCGCCCCUGAGCAGCGGACCCCCCAUCUCCACAGGGGCUUCCUGGCCCUCUACCAAGCCGUGGGCACGAGCCAUAGUCAGCCUGUCGGCCAGGCCAGGGCGAGCCCCGUGGCAGGCCACAGCCCCGACGCCGAGUCCUCCUGGGCCCAGAGCCACUGCCAGGAGCCCUAUUACCGGGCAGCGGCAGCAGGGACACUCACGUGCCCGGCCCGGAGCCCCUGGAAGUGGCCGCAGGAGAGGGAGGAAGAGCCUCGCUGUGAGCCUGUCUGCGGACGCCCGCUCACCCCCAUGGUCCACAACCAGGAGGCGCACGGUUCCUGGAAAGCGGAGCUGGGCAGCUUCCCCUGGCAGGCCCUGGUCAGCAUUCACGGGCGCGGGGGCGGGGCGCUGCUGGGGGACAGGUGGGUCCUCACGGCCGCCCACGCCGUGUACCCGAAGGACGCCGUGUCGCUGGGCCGGGAGCGGCGCGUGGACGUCUUCCUGGGCCACCCGGCCCUGGCCGAGCUGCUGCGGCUGGGCCCGCGGCCCGUGCGCCGCGUGCACGUCCACCCCGACUACCGGCCCGGCGAGCCGCACGACUUCGACGGGGACGUGGCGCUGCUGGAGCUGCGCGAGCGCGUGGCCCUGGGCCCGGGCCUGCUGCCCGUCUGCCUGCCGGACAGCGAGCGCCUGUACGGUGCGGGCGUGUGGGGCGCCGUCAGCGGCUUCGGCGUGGACGCGGGCUGGCUGCCCACCGGGCUCAAGGCGUCCAGGCUGCCCGUGGCGCCGCGCGCCGCCUGCCAAGCCUGGCUCCGGGAGCGGCGGCGGCCCGAGGUGUUCUCCGACAACAUGUUCUGUGCAGGGGACCCGCUGCGGCCGCAGGGCGUCUGCCAGGGGGACAGCGGGGGCGCCUUCGUCGUCUGGGAUGCGCGCGCCCGGCGGUGGGUGGCCACGGGGGUCGUGUCCUGGGGCGUUGGCUGUGGCCAGGGGUACGGCUUCUACACCAAAGUGCUCAACUACGUGGGCUGGAUCAAGGGCGUGAUGAGCGGGAAGGAGUGACCCGGGGGGUGGCAGUGAUGAGACCAAGCCCCUGGACACCCUAAAAACACCAGGGCUGAGAGUGAGGACUAAGAAGGGGGGAGGGAUGGGAGGGACCGGACACAUAGUACAGGGGCAGGAUGCUUGCCUGGCCGUGCCUGGUCCGGGUCCCCAGAGCACUGCCGGGAGUGAUCCCUGAGUGCAGGGCCAGGGCCAGGAGUAGCUUGCCGUGUCCCUACCCCCCGCAAAAAAUAAACAACAAGCAAAGACACACACACACGCACACACACCAAAAAAAAAAAAAAAAUCCAGCCAGCCAGGGCUGGAGCAAUAGCACAGCGGGUAGGGCAUUUGCCUUGCACUGGGCU
Molecule: messenger RNA, 1871 nt
Organism: Sorex araneus (European shrew)
Lineage: Eukaryota; Metazoa; Chordata; Mammalia; Eulipotyphla; Soricidae
Gene: C1RL
Product: complement C1r subcomponent like
Biological process (GO): zymogen activation
Cellular component (GO): blood microparticle
Molecular function (GO): serine-type endopeptidase activity
Source: RefSeq, a predicted model, not a curated record